Molecule: messenger RNA, 1728 nt
Organism: Saprolegnia diclina VS20
Lineage: Eukaryota; Oomycota; Saprolegniomycetes; Saprolegniales; Saprolegniaceae
Exons: 4
Coding region: 4-1728 (574 amino acids)
Source: RefSeq, a predicted model, not a curated record
GAGAUGCAACGCGAAGAGAUGGCGCAGGACGCUCGCCGCAUCGUAGAUGCGAAGCGAAAGAUGGACCUCGCAAACACGAUCCAGCUCAAAAUCUUCUACGACACCGGCCACAGAAAGCUACUGCGUGUCUCGAAGCACGCUACGCUCGCCGACGUGACGGUUGAGGCCGUCGCGCGUUUUGAGCUGCGUAUCGCGAUGGACUGUGCCCGACUACGGGCCUACUCCGAGUCCAUGGCGUUGCCGCGGGAGACGUACGACGGACGCGAACACUGCUCGCUGGUCGAGCUGUCGAUCACCUCAUCUUCGUGCAUCUACCUUGAGACUCGAGCGAGUGCCGACAUCGCGUGGGCAGUGUACGACCCCACCGAGCUGUCACUGCGCAUUCGCCGCUACGUUUCAUCAACGGCGAUGACACCAGAGGCCUUUACAGAGCCGCCCGAGCUGGUGCAGCUGCCCGGUGACGCGCGACUCGUCGACUUGCUCUCGCUGCUCAGCGCCAAGCUCACAAUGAACCGCAACCGAAUGCGACUGCUGGCGAUGCGCAAUGUGGGCUCUUGGUCGAUCACGACAACGGUUCUCAACGCGACGAAUGACGUGACGACGCUGCAGACGCCACUGGACCGCAUCUUAUUUUUACUGUGGAAUCGCUCCAGCAUCUACGUCGAAGCCAUCGACGAUCUGGCGUCAUCGCCGUCGCUUGCCAAGGAGCUCUUUGUAGCCCUCGCCCAUAUAAUCACCCUUCAAGUCAAGACGACGGAGCCAACGCUCCUGCGCGCCAAGAACGUCGAAGGUGACGCGAUGAAGCUGCUGCGACCCGAGACCUUCAAGCUGCGUCGCGCAAAGGAGAUUGGCACCGAGUGCAAGGACUUGGACAUGUCGGUUGAGAGCCUGGGCUUCCCGGACAACUGCGUAUUGUGGGUCGAGCUUGGGACGCCGCUGCGAGCACCAGUGGCACGGACGUGGCGAGGGUCGUGCUACCACCGCGUCGAUGCCCGCACGACCUCGUGUCGUGCACACCGCUUCGUCUCGGAACACAUAACUGUCUGCGAGAUGAAGGCCACCAUCCUCUCCGACCUUCAGCGCACGCACCCUAGCGCCAAGCACCUCCGAAUCUGGGACCUUUGCCCCGACCGCCGCCUCCAGCGGGUCCUCUCCGAUCGCAGCACGCUCGGCAAGACUUCACCGAUAUCACUCGUCGCCCAAGACGCUUGGCGCCACCCACACGCUUUCUCGGCCGUGCUCUUUGACCGAGCGCAUCUUACAUUUGGCCGCGAGAUGGAGCUAGUGUUUCCGACGCUGUCGCCUGGCUCGCACUGGAUGGACCUGCUUUUGCUCGAGAUACAAAGUGUCUUUGGGAUCCCACCAUACGCAGUGCUUCUCGCCAAGCUGCCGCAGACGUUGGACGUCGAUGUGACCGAGAUGGCGCAGCUUUCGUGGAUCGACCGCGACCACGGUCGUCGCAUCGGCCGUAUCUCGUCGCUGGCGGCGAGUGGCGAUCGACUCGUCAUCGCGGAUGCCUGUGUGCCAAGCAAAGUGCUCUCAAGAAACGAGCUGCUCGAUCUCCAACCACGCAUUGACCUUGAGCUCGACACCGACAACACCUGCUUGGUCAACGCCAGCUGGUCGACCACCACCGUCGAGAUGGCGUCGCUCGACGCGCGCCAUGAGAGUCAGCAGACAAAGACAUCGCUUGUCCUGCCAUCGGCUCACAGAACGCCGGCGCCAUGA